AUGCGCGGGUCCGGUUCGCCGGAGGGCGCGCCGGAGCUCAAGGUCAAGCGUCGCUGCUCAACGAUCUCCCGAGGCGGCGAGGAGGAGCUGCGGGUGAGCGUCGAUGGGAAGCGCGCGGUCCACGCGCGCCAACUGCGGUGGAACUUCAGAGGGAACCAGACGGUCUUCGUCGACGGCGCUCCCGUCGACGUCAUGUGGGACCUCCAUGGCUGGUGGUUCCGGGACCCGCCGGGGUGCGUGGUCGUCAUGCUCCAGGCGAGGAGAGCGCUUGAGGAGGAGGCCGCCGCGCCGGGGUUCUCGCUCGUCGUCCAGGCAUUCAAGACGCUGCCUUGGUCUCGAAUUCUCGGAGAGGUCAAUGCUCACUGCUUCCCCUGUAGUUGUCCAUUGACUUGGAAAUUUGGUGGAAUUUAG
Messenger RNA from Phragmites australis (common reed), 411 nucleotides. RefSeq lists its product as uncharacterized. The transcript has a single exon. The record is from RefSeq and is a predicted model, not a curated record. Lineage: Eukaryota; Viridiplantae; Streptophyta; Magnoliopsida; Poales; Poaceae. The coding region runs from base 1 to 411 and encodes 136 amino acids.